Tachysurus vachellii is the source of this 1747-nucleotide messenger RNA. Its product is annotated as butyrophilin subfamily 1 member A1-like. The record is from RefSeq and is a predicted model, not a curated record. Lineage: Eukaryota; Metazoa; Chordata; Actinopteri; Siluriformes; Bagridae. Gene Ontology annotation, molecular function: protein binding. The coding region runs from base 93 to 1472 and encodes 459 amino acids. The transcript has 8 exons.
UUCUUGUUGUACAGUAUGUAGCAAUCUGAAUACAGGUUUCUACCCCGGUCUUUUUCCGUCUCAAAAAAAAAGGAAAGAGGGAAAAAGGGAUUAUGUUUUUGCUUGUGACUCUCCUGAUUCUUUUCAGCAUUGACUCUCGAUCAGAACAAUUACAGGUGGUUGGUCCAGAAGCAUCUCUUGUUGCUGUAGCUGCUGAAGAUCUGGUUCUGCCCUGUUUUAUAAAACCCACCACCAGUGCUGUGGACAUGACAGUGGAGUGGUUCAAACUCUAUGAAAAGGACUCAUUAGUGCAUCUCUAUAGGGAUCAUGAAGACAGAAAUGAAAAUCAGGCUCAGUCCUACAGAGGAAGAACCUCAAUGUUUAAAGAGGAGCUACAGAAAGGCAAUGCUUCACUCAAACUCUCAGAUCUCAGAGUCUCUGAUGAAGGAUCAUACAAGUGUCUUGUUGAGGACAAAUCCUGGUCUGAUGACAUCACUGUAAAUCUCACUGUUGAGGCUCAGGGAAGCCACCCAGUGAUCAGGAUGGAGAGUUUUGAUAACUCAGGAGGAAUUAAUCUAGUAUGUGAGUCUAGAGGCUGGAUCCCUGAACCUGAGAUUCUGUGGCUGGACAGAGAAGGAGUCACUCUGACUGCUGAAGAUACACAGAUACACAGAGAUACCGAGGGCUUCAGCGUUAAACGCCGCAUCACUGUUUAUGAUUCUAGUGACUCCAACAGGUUUUACUGCAGACUACUUCAAAAACAUCACAUGAUGGAGGCAGAGGUUAUCAUUAAUAGUAAAAUCUUUGAUGUUUGGAAGUGGAUUGUCGGCAUUUCAGUUUCAGCAGGCCUUGUGGCUGUUGGAUUAAUAACAACUGCAUUUAAUUGUCACAAGAAAGAGAUUGAAAAGGAGCAGCAGUACAGGGAGUUUGUAAAGAAAAAGCUAUAUGCAGUGGAUGUGACUCUUGAUCCUGAUACAGCUUUUCCCAGAUUCAUAAUGUCUCAUGAUGGAAAACAAGUGACAUGUGGAGACAAGCAACAGGAUCUCUCUGAUACACCACAGAGGUUUACAGAUCUCUUUGUUCUGGCAAUGCAAAGUUUCUCUUCAGGGAGAUUUUAUUACGAGGUCCAGGUCAGAGAGAAAACUGAGUGGAUAUUAGGAGUUGUGAGAGAAAGCAUUAACAAGAAGGAGAAGAUUACACUGAAUCCUCAUAAUGGAUUGUGGACUGUGGCUCUGUGGAAUGAGAUUCAUUAUGAGGCUCAUGAGUAUCCCAUUUUCCCACUCAAAUUGAAGGAGAAGGUGAAAGUGGUGGGGGUGUUUGUGGAUUAUGGGGAGGGUCUGGUCUCCUUUUAUGAUGCGAAUUCCAGCUCUCAUAUCUACUCUUUCACUGGUCAGACUUUUACUGAGAGCCUCUACCCUUUCUUCAGUCCUCGGUCCAAUGAAGGAGGAAAAAAUUCAGCACCACUGAUCAUCUCUCCUAUAAUUAAAGACUAAAUGAAUUUUCCCUUUACAAAUUUAAUCAUCUGUUAGAGUGUGAAUAUACAUGAAUAUAUCUAUUUUUCUGUUAAUUUUAGUGUGCAUAAUCCAUUAUAAUAAAUGAUAUAUCAUAAUACAGUAAUAAUACAAUAAUACCUUGUUGGUUGGUUGGUUGGAUGAUUUUCAUGAACCUAUCAUUGUAAUCCUAUAUUUAUUAACUCAUUUUGAAUGUGGAACUUUGUCAUUUCAAAAAAUAUGCAUGAUCAAUAAAAUUAAUUAAGUUCAGUUGCUGA